GAUUCCAAAAUGGAGUGUCUAGGAGCUCGAAACUUCACAGCAAUGGCCGUGUUUUCAUUUCCCGCGGGGAGGUCGAGGAGGAGAACACUGAGAACAAAAAAACAAGGAAGUCUUUCAAACAAACGGUGUCGUUUGUAUCAAGUGAGAGCAAGCAGUGCAGGUAGCGAUAGUUGUGUGGCCAUUAAAGAAGAAUUUGCUGAUGAUGAAGAUUAUAUAAAGGCCGGUGGCUCCGAGCUUCUUUUUGUUCAAAUGCAGCAGAAAAAGGCCAUGGAGAAACAGUCUAAACUCGCCGAUAAGUUGCCGUCGAUACCAAGUGGAGAUGAAGUAAUGGAUUUGGUGGUUAUUGGUUGCGGUCCAGCUGGUCUAGCUCUUGCUGCAGAAUCAGCUAAGUUGGGAUUAAGUGUUGGACUAAUAGGUCCUGAUCUUCCUUUUACCAAUAAUUAUGGUGUCUGGGAGGAUGAAUUUAAAGAUCUUGGACUUGAAGGGUGUAUUGAGCAUGUCUGGCGGGAUACUGUAGUAUAUCUUGAUGAUGAUGAUGAUCCCGUUCUGAUUGGUCGUGCCUAUGGAAGAGUUAGUAGACAUUUACUCCAUGAAGAGUUAUUGAGGAGGUGUGUCGAGUCAGGUGUUUCGUAUCUUAGCUCAAAAGUGGAAAGAAUUAUUGAAGCCUCUGAUGGUCAUAGUCUUGUAGCAUGUGAACAUGAUAUUGUUGUUUCAUGCAGGCUUGCCACUGUUGCAUCUGGGGCAGCUUCAGGGAAACUAUUGCAGUAUGAAGUGGGAGGUCCUCGGGUUUCUGUCCAAACAGCUUAUGGUGUGGACGUUGAGGUGGAAAACAAUCCAUAUGAUCCUAGUUUGAUGGUCUUCAUGGAUUACAGAGACUACAUGAAACAGAAAGUUCCUUGUUUAGAAUCUGAAUAUCCAACAUUUCUUUAUGCCAUGCCCAUGUCUUCAACAAGAGUUUUUUUUGAGGAAACUUGUUUGGCCUCCAAAGAUGCUAUGCCUUUUGACUUGUUAAAGAGGAAACUCAUGUCAAGGUUAGAGACGAUGGGAAUCCGAAUUUUGAAAACCUAUGAAGAGGAAUGGUCAUAUAUUCCAGUUGGUGGUUCCUUGCCUAAUACUGAGCAAAAGAACCUUGCAUUUGGUGCUGCUGCUAGCAUGGUGCACCCAGCCACAGGCUAUUCUGUGGUGAGGUCAUUGUCAGAGGCUCCAAAUUAUGCUUCUGUAAUUGCAAACAUAUUGAAACAGGACCAUUCUAAGGGCAAGCUUACUCGUAAAAGAAUUAAUGCAAACAUCUCAAUGCAAGCUUGGAAUACUCUUUGGCCACAAGAAAGGAAACGUCAAAGGGCAUUCUUUCUCUUUGGACUGGCACUUAUACUGCAACUGGAUAUUGAUGGCAUUAGGACAUUCUUCCAUACUUUCUUCCGCUUACCCAAUUGGAUGUGGCAGGGAUUCCUUGGUUCGAAUCUGUCCUCAGCUGAUCUGAUACUGUUUGCCUUCUAUAUGUUUUUUACUGCACCGAAUGAUAUGAGAAUGUGCCUUGUUAGGCAUCUAUUUUCUGAUCCAACUGGAGCAACUAUGAUAAGAACUUACCUCACAAUAUAGGCCUCAUCUUUUAUAUUUCUUCCCUUGCUUGGCUCUAUUUUGAAUUGCCAUUUAGAAACACGAGGAGCCCAUUCACGCCUGAAAUACAAGUAUUUGUGCAGAUACAUUUUGUUUGUUUGUUUGUAUAUUUCAUCACUUUGUCCAAAUAUAAUGACAACAUUGUUGUUAUUAUA
Molecule: messenger RNA, 1772 nt
Organism: Hevea brasiliensis (rubber tree)
Lineage: Eukaryota; Viridiplantae; Streptophyta; Magnoliopsida; Malpighiales; Euphorbiaceae
Product: lycopene epsilon cyclase, chloroplastic
Exons: 11
Coding region: 10-1599 (529 amino acids)
Biological process (GO): carotenoid biosynthetic process
Molecular function (GO): oxidoreductase activity, acting on paired donors, with incorporation or reduction of molecular oxygen
Source: RefSeq, a predicted model, not a curated record